Molecule: messenger RNA, 1254 nt
Organism: Rotaria sordida
Lineage: Eukaryota; Metazoa; Rotifera; Eurotatoria; Philodinida; Philodinidae
Source: the annotation of a GenBank genome assembly
AUGCAGUUUUACCAGUUUAUUCUCGUUGUGAAUAUUUUUGCUUGUCCUUUAUUGACAAAAAGUGAGAUCACACCAGUUCUUUUAAAUAAAUUCGAAUUAACUCAUGCUGGUUUUUCAACACUUCUUCGUACAUGGACAUUGAAUUCAACAUCAUGGGCUUUAGUUAUCUCUUGUUUUAAUGCAGUUCCAAAAACUACCGAUUAUGUUUAUAGUGUACCUAAUAUAGGACAACAAUUAACAACACGAAUUACACCAACACUUGUAACUGAUCAAAUAAUAUGGCCUAAUGGCAUUGUAGCAGCAGAUCGAUUAGUUGAAUAUUCAAUGAUUGUUCCAAGUGGUUUUCUUGUUCCUGGUAAAACUAAUGGAAAUCUAUAUUUUAUUUCGGAUACAAAUAUAAUACCAUUAGUACCAGAUGAUAAAAAAAAUUGGUUUUAUCAUGAUGCUGAAUUCAAAGAUAUGGAUGGGGAUGGUCAUAUUGAUAUCGUAACUGGACGUGCAAAUGUUCCACUUGUUGGUAGACCAACAACUCAAUUAGUUUGGCUGAAAAAUCCAGGAAAUCAAACAAUAACUGGUCCUUGGAAUCUUAAUUAUUUAUUAACUAAAGGUGGACCAGAUAUUCAAGUACAAUUUGCUGUAGUUGAUUCAUUACAAGUUCUUUUUGCUAACUCAUUUUUUGAACGUAAACUUCAAAUGUUCUGGUCUGAUUUAGAUCCAUUGUGGAAUGACAGUACUAAAUUACAUGUACGUCAUAUUGACUAUGAACCACAUCCAUAUGAAUGUAUACAAUUAACUCUAGAUCUUAAUGGUGAUAAUAGACCUGAUCUGCUUGUUACUGUCAAUGAUGAAUUUAAUGGUUCAUUAAUUGCUUAUGAACUUCCAUCAUCAGGUGAUAUACGUAGAGGAAAUUUUACAAAACAUAUUCUUGCUAGUGGAUUUAAACCACGUGUUCAAGUUAAAGGUCAAGGAGCACCAGGACAAGCCAUAGCAAUUCAAUACUAUUCAUUUACUGUACGAAAAAAACCUAUUUUAAUAUUAUCUGGUGAUGAUGAUGGUUGUGUAUAUUUACUAGAAGCAAUUCAUGAUAAUGAUCCAUCAAAUUGGGAAUAUUCAAUGAAAAUAAUUCAUCAAUCGGAAAAAUCAACAAUUGGUCAAGUUAGUGUUGAAGAUGUUGAUAGUGAUGGACAUCCAGAAAUGUUUGUACCUGCUUAUAAUGAAGGCAUUGUCUAUAUUUAUCGACUAGUGGAUAAAUAA